UGCGGGGUAUGGGGACUGGUUUGUGAAAACCGAUCAUGAAUUAAGCAAGCACAAAGCCGACACGUGGGUCCCACCACACCCCUUGUUUCUUCCUUUGCACUUCAUUCACUUCCCCUGUUUUCAAAUACAUUUUUUUAGCAUUCUUCUUCUUCCACAAUUUGGCUUACUGGGUGAGGAGUAUGUCGGUUGUGGAUUCUUCACCAUACCCGGUUGAUGAGGAUGAUAAUGAUAAUCUUGAGUUGGGUUUAGGGUUGAGUGUUGUUGGUGGUUGUUUGAAGAUGAAGAAGAAUGAGGCUUCUACAAUGUUGGCUGCUCCUCAAGAUUAUUAUUAUUCUUCUUUCAUGUCUUCUGUUAACAACAUCCCUAAUAACAGAAGAAGAGCUUCUGUUUCUUCUCCUAAUGCAGCAGCCAGCGUGGUUGGAUGGCCUCCAAUAAGAAGAGCUCACCGGGUGCCAAUCUUGGCUAGCCGCAUCAAAUCAGAACACGAACAGUUUAGCUCAAGACCCGAAGCCAACAACACCACCAACAAUCAUCAUCUAAUUGUAAAAGUGAACAUGGAUGGAACCGUAAUCGGAAGAAAAGUUGACCUUUAUGCUCACACCUCCUAUGAAACAUUAGCUCAAACCUUGGACAACAUGUUCAAUGGAAGUUGGUCAAGCAUUGGAACAGUAGGAUCUUCAAGAUUGUUGAAUGAAACAUCUGAAUAUGUGCUUACUUAUGAAGAUAAAGAUGGAGACUGUAUGCUUGUUGGAGAUGUUCCUUGGCAGAUGUUUCUUAGCUCUGUGAAAAGGCUGCGGAUACUCAGAAACAUCAAACUGUAGCAUUGAGGUUCCAAGAAGAAAGGAGAGGGAUGUUAAAUAGAUUUACAUAGGUUGUAUGCGACACGUGUCGUGCCACGUCACACAUGGGCAAAGUUUCUUUUGAGGAACUUGUUUGUUUAGCCAGUUUUGGUGGUAUCUAUCAGGGUUGGUGUUUACUUGUUUAAAUUGGAAAUGUUUGUUUAUUUUUCAACUCUUAUAUUCUUUAUUGGAACCAGAAUAGCUUUGUUAUGGGAUAAACCACGCGAA
This is a messenger RNA of Helianthus annuus (common sunflower), 1067 nucleotides long. RefSeq names its product auxin-responsive protein IAA13. Gene Ontology annotation, cellular component: nucleus. Bases 180 to 821 code for a protein of 213 amino acids. Gene Ontology annotation, molecular function: protein binding. Gene Ontology annotation, biological process: regulation of DNA-templated transcription. Lineage: Eukaryota; Viridiplantae; Streptophyta; Magnoliopsida; Asterales; Asteraceae. The record is from RefSeq and is a predicted model, not a curated record. The transcript is spliced from 4 exons.